Acaulospora colombiana is the source of this 1334-nucleotide messenger RNA. NCBI's taxonomy places the organism in Eukaryota, Fungi, Glomeromycota, Glomeromycetes, Diversisporales, Acaulosporaceae. The record is from the annotation of a GenBank genome assembly.
CCAUGUUUCGUGCCGUGAUAUUAGACAAGGAGUGUUGGAGAAAUAACAUGCGACUCGAUCCCAUAUCUGGAUUGGAUCCACCAAAUGUCAAAUUACGGGCUGCCCAAGGGUUGGACGCAGCGGAUUACUUGUUUCCUGGAUACUGGGUAUGGGGUAAAAUGAUACAAAACCUUGCGGCGAUUGGAUACGACUGUAAUAACAUGCACCUUGCUGCCUACGACUGGAGACUUUCGUUUUACAAUCUUGAGGUCAGGGACAAUUACUUCUCAAAACUUAAAUCUAACAUAGAAUUGUCGAAGAAAGCUACUGGGAAAAAGAGCGUUCUUGUUGGGCAUUCGAUGGGUACUUUGGUAACACUAUAUUUCUUCAAGUGGGUAGAAUCGCCUAACGGGGGUAUGGGAGGCAAGAGUUGGGUGAAUGAUUAUAUCGAAUCAUUUGUAAACAUCGGCGGACCUUUAUUGGGUGAAAUGCGUGACACCGUGGAACUGGGGGCCUUUGGAGUUUACGUUCUUGAAAAAUUCUUCUCAAAGAUUGAAAGAGCCGAUCUAUUUCGCACGUGGGGCGGUCUUUCUUCAAUGUUACCUAAAGGUGGGGAACUCUUGUGGGGGAAUGAGACUUAUGCGCCGGAUGAUUACGAAGGAUUGUUAGAAUCAUACGGCUCUAUGAUAAGUUUUCGUUCGUGUGAAAAUGGUAAAAACGAUAGCAAUAAUGAAAACACAACAUCACGGACUAUGCAAAAACACACGUGUAUUUCCGGUGUGGAUUUGUUGAAACGCAAUACGGACGAGACAUUCGGUGAAAUGUUGACGAGGAAUUACAGCUUUGGAAUUGCUAGAUCAAAAGAAGAUUUUAAAGAUCCUUUGGAUCACACCAAAUGGACCAAUCCACUCGAAUCCCAGCUACCAAAUGCACCAAAAAUGAAGAUAUUUUGUUUGUAUGGUUACGGUAAAGAAACCGAGAGAAAAUAUUUCUACAAUUCUGAACCGACCGACGAACAACCGGACAAAGAAAAAAAGCAUAGGCUGAGGAAUUUUUUAAAACAUGUAUUUAUCGAUAGCACCAUGAACUCAGACAAAGAUCCAAACUUAAAGAGCGGCGUGUACAACGGAGAAGGAGAUGGCACGGUACCCUUGUUGUCCUUGGGUUACAUGUGUACGACGGGAUGGAGGAAUCCACUUUAUAACCCGGCGGGAAUUAAAGUCAUCACUCGGGAAUUUGAGCAUGAAACUGCACCAUCUCUCGAUCUUCGUGGUGGUACUAAAACGGCGGAUCACGUUGAUAUUCUAGGAAAUUAUGCGCUCACCGUAAGUGAACUUGAGAAUGCACACAAUUAA